UCAACUUGGCAAGAUGGAGUCUUCGUUCUAACUUCCCUUUCACGCCCUGAUGCAUUCAUAUUACAGGAUGGUUUGCCUUUCGCCAGAAGGAGAUACACAGGGAUCUGAGAGUUUCUAUCAACCAAAUAUGGCUUUUAUGAUUCUGUUUCUUCUUCUUCUUUGUCUAAGUUUUAUACUUAACACAACAAAUGCUCAACCAAGAAAUUCCAUCAUCCGACCAGGUUCUUCUCUUUCACCCAAUAACAAUUCAUAUUGGCUAUCAGAGUCUGGCCAGUUUGCCUUUGGUUUCUAUCGAUAUGGCAACGGCUUCUCUGUGGGCAUCUGGUUUGAAAAAAUCCAGCAAAAAACAGUUGUAUGGACAGCUAAUCGAGAUGACCCACCAUUUUCUAGAGAUGUCACAUUGCUUUUGAGCACAGAAGGUAGGCUUAUUGUGCAACCAAAGCAAGGCCAAGAGAUCCUCAUCGCGAGUGCUUCUCAAUUAGCAUCCUCAGCCUCCAUGCUCGACUCUGGUAACUUCGUUCUCUUUAAUUCAAGUUCAGCGAUCAUUUGGCAGACUUUUGACUUCCCGACAGACACCAUUUUACCUGGAAAGCGUCUUUUGCCUGGUCAGAGUCUGGUUUCCGAUGUAUCAGAAACAAAUCAUACAAGGGGAAAGUUUCUUCUUGUGAUGCAAACAGAUGGGAACCUGGUGCAAUACCCAUUAGAUUCAAUAGAAAGGGAAGCUGCUUACUGGAAUACAGAAACAGCUGGAGCUGGAGAUAAUGUGACCCUAAAUCUGGAUAGCAAUGGGACGCUUUACCUGCUAAAUGCUACCGCGUUGCUUGUGAAAAACAUUACUGAAAAGGCUAGUGUCUCAGGUAAACCCAUCUACCGUGCAACAAUUGAUGCAGACGGAAUAUUUCGAUUGUAUUCACAUAGUUUCAACCCAUUCGAUAAUUGGUCAAUCCAAUGGUCAUCCUCAGAAAAUAAAUGUGAUCCCAAAGGCUUCUGCGGGGUUAAUAGUUACUGCACUCUGAUGGAUCGGGAUCCUGUAUGUCAAUGUCCUCCUGGUUUCAAUUUCAUUGACCAGGGACAGAAGGACUUGGGAUGCCACAAAAAUUACAAUGUAGAUGCCUGCACCAGAAAGAGUGAGCAAAUGUUUGAUUUUUACGAACUGACCAGUGUAAUCUGGGAAGACGAUGCAUAUUCCAGUCUCUCAUCUGUAGCAAAAGAUGCUUGCAGAGAGGAAUGUUUUAGAGAUUGUAACUGUGAAGCUGCCGUUUAUCAAAUUGAAAAUCAAUCGUGCAAAAAGCUAAAGUUGCCGUUAAGAUUUGGGGAAAGGGAAUUAAGUGGUCAAGUAAUAACUCUUCUAAAGAUUGGUGCUGCCCUCGCAAGAGGAGGGGAAAGAAAGCAGAGAGAGCUGCGAGUGGACUUCCUGAUCAUUAGCAUAGCGUUGGCGUGUUUGACACUUGCAUUUACCGUUAUAGUAGCGGUCGGUGUUCUUAAAUAUAGGUCUCGUGUUCGAGAAUACAAGAGGGUUUUGAAUGUUGGAAAUAAUGGAGUUGUUGAAGAUGUUACUUUGAGAUCAUUUACAUUUGACGAGCUCAAAGGUGCCAGUAAUAAUUUCGUGGAUGAAAUUGGGAAAGGAGCUUACGGGACAGUUUUCAGAGGGGUCAUAUCCAAUGACAAGAGAAUUGUAGCCAUCAAGAGACUAGAAAAAGUGGUGGCUGAAGGAGAAAGGAAUUUCAGGAAUGAAAUGAAAGCAAUUGGGAAAACUCAUCAUAAGAAUCUAGUGCAAUUGCUCGGUUACUGCUACGAUGGGACUAAUAGACUACUAGUGUACGAGUACAUGAGAAAUGGUUCACUUGCAGAUUUUCUCUUCAAAUCCAACUUAAAGGUAAAUUGGGAAGGAAGAAUUGCAAUCAUAUUGAACAUAGCCAGAGGAAUUUUCUACUUGCACGAAGAGUGUGAAACUCAGAUCAUCCACUGCGACAUCAAGCCUGAAAAUAUCCUAAUGGAUGACAAAGGGUCCGCGAAAAUUGCAGAUUUUGGACUAGCCAAGCUAUUGAUGCCUAACCAAACAAAGACAUAUACUGGAAUCAGAGGAACAAGGGGAUAUGUUGCUCCUGAGUGGCAUCGGAACUUGCCUAUAACCGUGAAAGCAGAUGUAUAUAGCUUUGGAAUAAUGUUGUUUGAGAUCAUUUGUUGUCGAAGGAGUGUGGAGGCUGAUGUUCCAGAAGACGAAGCAGUUCUUGCACACUGGGUGUAUGACUGUUUCAAGGCUAAUGAACUGGAGAAGCUGGUGCAAAAUGAAGAAGUGGAAAUGAGUAAGCUUGAGAGGAUGGUCAAGGUGGGGCUAUGGUGCACCCAAGAUGAACCAUCAUCGCGACCAUCAAUGAAAAAGGUUAUACUGAUGCUGGAAGGGACAGUAAACAUACCAGACCCUCCACUUCUUAGUUCCUUUGUUAGCUCCCCGUAGGCCAUGCCAGACCUCCGUUGCGAGUGUUGAAAUUGGUCAAAAAUUGUUAGUUGUUAGCGUCGUUAACUAAUUAUUUCAUCAGAAUUUUCUGUCGGUGUUUUUCUGUAUUUUAUAUCAAUGACAUGAUUGCUGUCAUAUGUAUAUAUCAUGAUAUAUGUUACGAGAAGUGAAC
Messenger RNA from Theobroma umbraticum, 2630 nucleotides. Its product is annotated as G-type lectin S-receptor-like serine/threonine-protein kinase LECRK1. Gene Ontology annotation, molecular function: ATP binding; protein serine/threonine kinase activity. The record is from RefSeq and is a predicted model, not a curated record. Lineage: Eukaryota; Viridiplantae; Streptophyta; Magnoliopsida; Malvales; Malvaceae. Gene Ontology annotation, biological process: recognition of pollen; protein phosphorylation.